AUGAGUCUACGCCGAGUACGCCCGCAGACCGACGACCACAGCGACGUCGAGGACGAGGACGAGCGGAUGGACGAUGCGCCGUCCGAGGAGGGGGAGGAGGAGGAGGAGGGGGAGGAUGGAGACGACGAUGCCUCAGAAGACGAGGGUGAAUCCGAGCCCGAGGUGCCUAUCCCUCUAUCCCCCACCUCAGCACUAUCCAAGAUCUCCUUCGGCACACUCUCCAAAGCCGCCACCUCCCUCCGCCAAUCCCAAUCGCGCCCCUCCGCAAACCCCACCCCCGCCGCCCCCAAAUCCACCCCCGCCGCCACAAAAGACAAAAAACCCCGCAAAACCCGCAAAGAGCUGAAACGCACCUCCAAGCACGCGCCGCAAGAGCUCUCGUCCAAGCGCGCCGUCACGCGGCGGCGCGAGGUUGUCGCGCCGCUCGUGCCGGCGGGGCUGAAGCCGCGGGACCCGCGGUUCGAUACUGCUGUGAAGGGGGUGUUUGAUGAGCGGGUUUUCAGGAGGAACUAUGAUUUCCUGGAGGGGUAUCGCGAGGAGGAGGUGAAGGUGCUCAAGAGGGAGAUGGAGAAGGAGCGGGAUGCGGGGAGGAGGGGGGAGAUGGAGAGGGUUGUGAGGAGUAUGGAGUCCAAAAAGCAACAACAGGCACAAAAGCAGCGCAGCGAGGAGCUGCUGCGCGAGCACAAGAAGAAGGAGCGCGAGAUGAUCAAGCAGGGGAAGAAGCCCUUCUACCUCAAAAAAACCGAGCAGAAAAAGAUGCUCCUGCUCGACAAGUACCGCAAGCUCAACCCCAAGCAGCUCGACAAGGCGGUCGAGAAGAAGCGCAAGCGCAAGGCGCAGAAGGAGCACAAGAACAUUCCGUACGCGCGGCGGGAGGCGUAG
This is a messenger RNA of Morchella importuna, 882 nucleotides long. RefSeq lists its product as uncharacterized. The record is from RefSeq and is a predicted model, not a curated record. NCBI's taxonomy places the organism in Eukaryota, Fungi, Ascomycota, Pezizomycetes, Pezizales, Morchellaceae. Gene Ontology annotation, biological process: maturation of SSU-rRNA from tricistronic rRNA transcript (SSU-rRNA, 5.8S rRNA, LSU-rRNA). Gene Ontology annotation, cellular component: 90S preribosome; nucleolus. The coding region runs from base 1 to 882 and encodes 293 amino acids. The transcript has 3 exons.